CACAAGAUGCCAGAAAUUAAACACGUGUCCUUGCUUAGGUCUAGAGUAGUCGAUUCACGAUGGACUAAUUAUAAUUUUGUUGUUAGGCCUCGACGUCUUAAAGCCCGACUUCUGUAAACAUGCCCAUUGGGCUGUUAUAAUGAAAUUUGGUUGACAAAAAAAAAAGGUUUACAAAAUGCAUCGCUCCUUCAAAUGUAUUUUCUCUCUUAAGAAAUAGAUAUGAUAUCGAGAGAUAGACACGGUCGUUUUAAUUCGAUGGACUUAGUAAGAUAGAAGAAUAGUAAGAUAGAAGAACGUGUACAAGUAGUACAAGCAUUAAAAGCAGUACACAUUGUUGAAUUAUUCAACUGUUUCUGCUAACACUACCUCACACACUACAUAUAUAUAUAAAGUCAUUUUCAUCGUAAUUAUUCUGAUCAUUCCAUUUAUUUCCUUUUACGUUCGUUGUUGAUAUUAAGAGAGAGAUAACGAAGAAGAUGAAGCUUUGUUCUGUUUCUUUCAUCUUCGGCUUAAUAGCUCUUCAGCUUCUACCUCUGUUCACCAUAGUUAAUUGUCAGCAAGCUACGGAUUCGUGCAAUUCAACUCUACCUCUCAAGGACCUCGCCUUCGACUCGAGCCAACUUCAAUGCGUGGAAGUUUGGAGGGUCCAGAAUUACAUCCUCCGAUAUGCUAGAACGGUGGAGAACACAUGGAGUUUCAUCCUUUCGGCGCCUGAUUCCAGUGCCUACAUAGGGAUCGGAUUCUCGACCACCGGUCGGAUGGUCGGAAGCAGCGCAUUGGUCGGGUGGAUUACUUCCGACAGCAGGAGCGGAAGCGCGAAACAGUACUUACUCAGAGGGCAAUCACCGGGUGAAGUGAUACCUGACCAAGGAGAUCUCAAGAUCAUCAACGGCUCCUUGAAAAUUGAAUCAGUGUCAUCGCGUCUUUACCUGAGUUUCCAGUUGACGGCGGAGCUGCCGCGGGAGAGGCUUCUUUACGCUAGGGGACCUGCCGAAUUCUUCCCAUCUUCGCCGGACUUUAGGUUGAGAGAACACCAGUUCAUGACCACCACGACCAUUAAUUAUAAUACAGGACCUGCUACAUUUGGACCAACCAUGUCUCCAGGUCCAGCGUCGUCCCCGCCUUCUCCUUCAUCUGCCUACGGCCUCUCACCGUCAAUUCUCUUCUUUUGCAUGAGUCUCAUAGCUCUCAAAAUUUACUGAUUUCUUUGUUUCUCAGAUUUUCCUCUGAUUUCAUCUCCAUGUUAUUUUAUUUAUGCAUUGUCUAUUUACGUGAGAAAUAAAAUAAACCAUAUGCAUUGUUGAAGAAGCUUUUGUGAUAUAUUCUGAUUGUUUCGUGCGAGACUACUUCGUACCAUCUCUCUGUUUUGUCAUGCUUGACUAUGGAAUCGCAACACUUUUCAAAAAUUAAUCACACAUAAAAAUGUGCAAGGCAACGAGUAGUUUCAAUCAUUUUCCACAAAUAUAAUCAACGAGUGAGAGAGACCAAACGAAACGUAAUAACUUCCUACAACACAAAUAUUCACCAUUUCUUGAUGUAACAAGGAUUGUCUAGUGUCCUUUUUAAGGCAACUUGCUUCACACGACACAUGUUUUUACUCUUCUCCUCACUGUAACAAGAGUUUUUUUUAAAAAAUUCUACCUAUAAAUAGAAAACUAAUUCAAACGACAAAAAUCUUUUAUAUACUAAAACCGCAAGUCGCCUAGCGAAUACGAAUCUGACACUUGGAAAAUAUUUAAAAAAACAAUUAAUUCAAAAAAAAUAUGUUCUGUCCCAAAAAUUCAGCGACUCUGAUGAAAAAAAAAAUUCAACGACUAUUUUUUUUUUUUGAAAAUGCUCCAUUUUAUUAUUCUCAGAAUUUUUAUCCAUUCAUCCAUGUUCUAAGUUAACUGACCAUGUUCUCCAAUCAAAUUAAAUUUUGAUACAUGUCCAUGUACAUAUGUUUAAUAAGCAAAUAUCAAUAAAAAAAUCUUUCAAUUAUUAACUUUUUUUUUUGUUUAAACAAAAAAAAAAAAAAAGUUAAUAAUUAACUUUUUUGAAACUGUAAAAA
Brassica napus (rape) is the source of this 2050-nucleotide messenger RNA. RefSeq names its product cytochrome b561 and DOMON domain-containing protein At3g07570. Bases 477 to 1202 code for a protein of 241 amino acids. The transcript is spliced from 3 exons. Lineage: Eukaryota; Viridiplantae; Streptophyta; Magnoliopsida; Brassicales; Brassicaceae. The record is from RefSeq and is a predicted model, not a curated record.